This is a messenger RNA of Paramecium tetraurelia, 678 nucleotides long. RefSeq lists its product as uncharacterized. NCBI's taxonomy places the organism in Eukaryota, Ciliophora, Oligohymenophorea, Peniculida, Parameciidae. The record is from RefSeq and is a predicted model, not a curated record. The transcript is spliced from 4 exons.
AUGAUAUUAAGUACAAUAAAAAGAGUAAUGAGUUCAUCCAAGAGAAUAAUGAAAAUUAAAAAGAAUAAUAAUAUAGGUGAUUUUAUAACCAAGGUUGUCUAUGCGAAUAAUGCAUUAGAAUUUAUUAAUGGGUUAAGAUUGGAUCAAUUUUUUGGUUAUGGUAUUGAUGAAAAUCUAUAUUUAAAAAUUAAAACCUGCAAUCUCAAUUACAAAAAAUGUGAUACUAUCAACGAAGAGCUGAUUAAAUAAUUCAACGAUAUCUUCCAAUUGAUUUGGAUUGACACAUCAAUUGAAAAAUUAUAAGCUGCUCGAUUAUUAUAUAAUUAGAUCAUUAAAAAUAACAAUCAAUUCACAGAUAAGUAAAUCUGUGAUUUGUAUUCAUAAUUAUUACAGAAAAUCAAAUCAUUAAAAAACAAAAAUACCUUCAAAUAAAGAGUUCAUAUUAUGAAAAUGGAAUUUGUGAUAUUCAAAAUAUAUGACUAUUAACAUUUUCCUGAUAUUAAAAAAAAUUGCAAUAUAUGCAAAGUCUGUUAAUAGCAUAAAUCUAAGUACUACUGCGGAGGUUGUUUUUACUUUACGGGUAAAAAAUGGAGUUUAUGUUUGGAUGGAUGCUUCAGUAAAUUUCAUUAGGAACCCAGUAAAUAUUUAUGUAGAAAGAAAAUGAAUUAAAUUAAAUGA